CAGGUGUAAAAACCACCUGUAUGAUCCUAAAAUAAAAAUUACUUUCACAUUCAGCAGCUAAGAGUAGAGUAGAGCCCCGAAGUCAAUGACCAUAGCAGAAAUAUGUUGCUUUUUACAGUUUUGUGUCAAGUCUGUAACCGUUGUAUAUCGUUGAGGAAUGCCAGAUCUUACAAUACUUUUUAUUUUCGACUUUAGCGGUGUAAUUCCGUAUAAACCUGUGUGAUUUUUAUUAUUUUGUGACUGUAAAUUGUAUAAAAUGAGUGUCAACGUUGCAGCAGAAGAAAAGAUUCACCGAAAAAUGCAUGAAUUGUUUAUGCAAGUUUUAAAAAACCGGGAUCUUUCCCGAGCCGGGGAUCUUUUUUCUGUUCCUGAUUCUGUUAUAACUAAUGAUUUGUCCAAUGUGCUAAAAGAAAUAACAGUUAUUGCUUCUUUACCAGACUAUGUCAAUAAUGAUAAUGAUCAGAGCGUUGUAGAGAUAUGCGUAACAAGGGUGACUUCUUGUAUAAGGGAAACAGGCACAGUUGAACAACACUGUGAGGCUCUUGUCAAUUUACUUGAAUCUUGCCUACAUCACAAUCUACAGGCAUCAGCCAGAGAUGAGGACACUCCCCACGCCAAGAUAUCUUCGGAUAUUAUUUCAUGCAUAUUUUUGAAUUAUAGUAAAAAGUCUGUAAUGCAACGAGCACUUCCAGUAGCUGUGAAGUUUUUACAUAAGGGCAAUAAGGAACUGUCAAGAAAUAUGGCUUCUUACUUAUCUUUGGCAGCUAUGGAACACGCUUCCUUGCUCACUCCCCAUGUGCAGCCAAUUAUGGAUUCUAUAAUAUCAGGAAACUAUCCUCUAUGUAGGGUUCUACCUAACAUAUAUGAAGUUUCUCGAGAACCCUUCCAAGGUCAUGCCAUGGCUUUGGUCUCUCUCCUUCCUCACUGUGAUAAUCAAGAAAAAUUAGCUUUGUUAAAUUUAUUUACAUUAAUGGCGAAAGAUAACCCUACGUUAUUAGAAGCAAGCGUUCCACAGUUGUGCGAAUAUCUCAGCAGCCCAGUAACUGUAGGUCCUACUCUUGAAGUAUUUGUACAUAUGGCAGAACGGAUGCCAGGAUUAUUAGUUGACCAUAUCAAUGCUGUCAAACAUUCUGCUCAAAAAUAUCCACAAACUGUGUGUUCGGCAGCCCAGAUUAUAAGUUCAGUCGGAAAAUUGAGCAAGGAUCGAGCACAGGACGCUUUAAAUUUUGUACUUGAAUACUUACCUAAGGCUGAUAGAAGUUCUCAAACUAUAUUAUUGCGAGAGGCAACUCUAUUGUGCAGCUCAUAUCCAGUACUGUUUACAGAUAAGGUCCUGUUGGGAAUUCGACAUAGACAUCACACCAGCACAAAUCAAAUUAGUCAGGGUUCAACACCCACAACUCAGAGCCAAGUGACAUCCGGAGGAGUGACGAUCGUGAAAGUUGGAGGAGUUCAUACGACGACCCCGACACCUAACGCCGGAUAUACGCGUAGAGCGAAAUUGGGUGACUCCAGAAGUACGGGAAGAUUACAUACGGCUCCCAGUAUUAAUACACAUAGGAGUAUGACAAAACUUAAUAUAGCUGGAGGUAAAUAUACUUCUGUUUUUUAUUAA
This is a messenger RNA of Diabrotica balteata, 1615 nucleotides long. The record is from the annotation of a GenBank genome assembly. NCBI's taxonomy places the organism in Eukaryota, Metazoa, Arthropoda, Insecta, Coleoptera, Chrysomelidae.